ACAACACUGAUACCGUCAGUUCUAAAGCCAACGAUCCCAGUUGUUAGACUCUAUACAAGCCUCAAGCAGGACGACCCGUUCGGGUCGAAAACAGAUCGUCAUGCACAGACCAAUGUACAGUUCGUUUUCCAUCGAUGCCUUGAUGGCGCCCCAACCACGGAUAUCACCACCACUCUACUACCCCGGGUACAUGUUCAUGCCGUCAGCGUCCGUCGCCCCGUCCGUCCCAGGGAAUAUCGGCGACCCCCGGGCUAUGAGUUCUCUCACCCACGCGGUUUUCUCCCAGUCACAACUUCUUGGAUCCCAAGCCCUUAACCAGCAACACAGAGAGUUUUUACUUCAUCAUGCGGGUAACACAAUGCCAGCCUCACCCCUCCGACCUACGGCACAACCGACAGUUCCUACCCCCCGGUUCAACGGAUCUACCCGCUCAGUCAGUCCGCUCAGUAGUGAUGAAAACACAGAGGAUAUUGACGAUGAAAUGUUGGAAGAUGCGGAUACGUCGAUGAACCACACAAGUGAGGGGGAGAGUAUUUCGGAAACAGCCGACAGCGACAGGACAGGUAUCGACGGAGGUGGCAAUUUGGACGGCGUUUCCGGGAAAACAUUUGACGAUUCCAAUGGCGAUAUAGGCACUUCCGGUGGGAAGACAAGGCGGAGAAGGACUGCAUUCACGAGCGAACAGUUGUUAGAGUUGGAAAAAGAGUUCCAUAGCAAGAAAUAUUUGUCAUUAACUGAGCGAUCUCAAAUUGCACACAACUUAAAACUCAGUGAAGUGCAAGUGAAAAUCUGGUUUCAAAACCGUCGUGCAAAAUGGAAACGUGUAAAAGCUGGAUUAGUACACGCCCGGGCCGGGAGUACAAACGAUCAACAAAACAAACCCAAGAUCGUAGUGCCUAUUCCAGUGCAUGUGAACAGAAUUGCAAUACGAUCUCAACACCAGCAGAUCGAGAAAACAAGACCCGUACCCUAGCGAGCCUAGUCGUGUUGAUAAACAGGGUUUGAAAUUGACUCGCAAAAUCAAAAUUGUAGCCAGGGUUUCAAAGAGACGGACCUUUGAUGCCGUUCCUGUAUUAGAACGUUGGCUGGUGUUUUUUAUACAAGCACAGGAAAGUAUGUUAUGAGAGGACAAUGUUUACCCUUUUUCCCUUUCUAAUCCUUUUGGUAUGUUCCGUAUCAAACAACGGAAGAUUCCAUUCGAUAUUUUAGGGGUUAAAGAGCACAGGACAUGAACUAAGUGAAAAAAUAAACGCUCUUUGUUCGUUGAACAGAGAGGGCCUGUUUCUUUAUUCUAAAGGAGGGACCAAAUUGUUUAUUUCCUAGAACGAGUUUUCAAAACUCUGUGUAUGUAGUUUAUUGUAUUUAUGCUACCUCUCGCAGGAACUGACAGAGAAACAGAAAGUACACAAAUAUUGUGUGAGUUACGCAACUCGCUCGAGUUCCCCCUGAUUACUCGUUCCGUAGUGUUUCUAGAAAGGCACAUGGCAGUGAGGAAACUACACAAAAUACAAAGGUAUGAUCUCUUUGGGACUACUUUGCAAUGAUUGUGCAAUUACACCAACGUCUUUCAGUGUCAGCGCCGAGAAGCGCUCGUAUACUCAUUACAGAGCUGAGCUGUUAAAGACAUCAAGAAUUCAGUUUGAUGAAAUUGGCCCCACACUUUAAGUCUCUCAUAGAACAUACCUGUAUCAUAAUUUUAAACACUAAAAAAGUCCCAAAUUCAAAUUUGUAUCAAUGUACAUAUUAUUUAUUUGAGGUGUAAAAAUACCGAUUAUAUAUGCUAAACGUUCGUCCAAGUAGCAAUUAAUACUUUCUACACAACCCACCCACCAAGAGGCUAGGCACCACUCCAAACAAUUCAUUGCAACUAUUUACCCUUCUAAUCAUCACCGGCUCUAUGUUUGUCUGUCUUUCACACCUUUCACAAAAUUCUGGCGUAUAUUACAUGGUUAUAAAAAAAGACACGGCGGCAGUGUUUAAUUCCAAAACAUAAAAACGGAGUCUCAAACACAUGGUAUAUCACUCUCAAAAUGACAAAAAAGAUUUGAUAUUUGUAAACUAUGCACACAAGUUUACACAGCUGUCGUGGGAAACUCCUUAGGGGGUUAAAUCGCUGAGGUAAAACUGCAUUAUUAAUUUAUACAAACAAAUAUUAGUUGAGAAAAACUGUUUGUUAUGUUAUUAAUCUUUAACACAUAUUUUACACGAAAUUCAAAUGCACAUUUUAAGAUUUAUUUCAGUGGUUUGAAAUUUAAGUUAUAUCAUGUCUUUUGAAAUGUGGGAUAUCAACGAAAGUAUUAUUAUUCUAGGUGGAGGUUUCUAACAUGAAAUAACUCAAAGAAACUAUUGUUAUUUCUUCUUUUCGUAUUUCAAUUACGUCAUAAUGAUUGGUAGAUUUUUUCCUGAUAUUACACUUAAGUGACAAUGUUCACUUUGUUUUCCAAAUAGAUAUAGCGUAUAGUGAAAUACAGAUGCUAUUCAAAGUCAGUAAUGAAUUCAAAUAUAUAAAGUAAGUCUCAUAAUGAUACGAUUUAUAAGAUGAAAAUAUUAUCUUUUAAAUGAAAUAUUUCAAAAACGUCAAACGUAUUUGUAGACAGAAGCCCUAUGAAAUUCUAUGAAAGUCCAUAUUUACGAAAAGUCUAUACCCAUGACAGAAAUAGUUGACAGGUUAUUCUGAUACAUGUCACGAUUGUUUUCAUUAGUAAUACGUCAGCUCUGUAUUAGAUUAUAGUUCAAGUUCUUUAUUUCAAUUCACAUUUGUGGUUGUUUGGUGGGUUCACAAUAUGAUGUACUGCCGUGAAACAAGACAUAUUUCAAUAGCCUAAACACAUUAAUAAUUGGAUUAAGAAGUUACAUUUUGUUUAUGAUGUGGUAAACACACUUUCAUAAACUUAAAAUAACAUUUUGGCGUGGAUUAUUCAUCAACUGGACAUAUUUCACCAUACUAGGGGGUCAAUAAUAAUAGGCUGAUAAAUAACGUUUACGAUAUUUGACGAAGAGUGGGCAUACAAAUAAACACAUGGAAUAGUAUAUAUUGGUGCAAAUGCCAUGAUGUAAGUAUACAAUGUAUACUUACAACAUGAUAAGGCUGUAUAAAUGAUAUUAAGAUGGUUUUAAAGAUGUAUUUAGAUGCAUUACAUUGUUAAACGAUGCACCACAAACCUGACGAAACCAGCCAUAUAUGUUGUUAUACUGAGACACGUGCAUGGUUUAAACAACGUCAUUGACAUUGACAUACGUCAGUUUAGCCAAGCCAUUGUGGCUUGUGGAAGGUGAGCGAGACAAGGGCAUGUGUGGGUCGGUGUUGUCACGAGGGUAGCAGCCGAUAGACAAGGGGGGAGGGUGGGGGGAAUAAUUAAUGCUGCCUCAGGCUACACUACAGCAAAUUGAGAAAAUGUCUAGUAUGACGGGAAAUAACAUGUUAUUUACAUGAAAUUUACACCUUGCGUGACGGCCCAUUUUGAAAUAUACACGGCCACACGUGCUGGAAGCGAGAUUCUUUGUACACGCGCAAUGUUUUUUCUCUAGCAUUCCAUUAAAAUUCAAUGAGAAAUAAAUCUAAAUUUAUAAUU
Haliotis rubra (blacklip abalone) is the source of this 3572-nucleotide messenger RNA. Its product is annotated as homeobox protein GBX-2-like. Gene Ontology annotation, biological process: regulation of nervous system development; regulation of transcription by RNA polymerase II. NCBI's taxonomy places the organism in Eukaryota, Metazoa, Mollusca, Gastropoda, Lepetellida, Haliotidae. Gene Ontology annotation, molecular function: DNA-binding transcription factor activity, RNA polymerase II-specific; RNA polymerase II transcription regulatory region sequence-specific DNA binding. Gene Ontology annotation, cellular component: nucleus. The record is from RefSeq and is a predicted model, not a curated record. Bases 101 to 973 code for a protein of 290 amino acids. The transcript has 2 exons.